Messenger RNA from Nicotiana tabacum (common tobacco), 891 nucleotides. RefSeq names its product ADP-ribosylation factor-like protein 8c. Gene Ontology annotation, molecular function: GTP binding; GTPase activity. The record is from RefSeq and is a predicted model, not a curated record. NCBI's taxonomy places the organism in Eukaryota, Viridiplantae, Streptophyta, Magnoliopsida, Solanales, Solanaceae. Gene Ontology annotation, biological process: protein transport.
AUAUUACUUACUUGUCACCUCCUCUUUCACAUUCUGCCACUUCAACAAAAAUCCCUUUCAUAUGCUCCCUUAAUUCCACCAAAAUUCUCUGCUAUUUUCACUUUUCUGAAAUAUGGGUCUGUGGGAUUCUUUACUCAACUGGCUUCGUAGCCUAUUCUUUAAACAGGAAAUGGAACUUUCCUUGGUUGGCCUUCAAAAUGCAGGGAAGACAUCUCUUGUCAAUGCCAUUGCUACUGGAGGCUACAGCGAGGACAUGAUUCCGACGGUUGGAUUUAAUAUGCGUAAAGUUACAAAAGGAAAUGUUACCAUAAAACUCUGGGACCUUGGAGGCCAAAGGAGAUUUCGAACGAUGUGGGAGCGCUAUUGUCGUGGUGUCUCUGCAAUAUUGUAUGUUGUUGAUGCUGCCGAUAGAGACAGUAUACCUAUAACCAGAACUGAGUUACAUGAACUUUUGAAGAAACCUUCAUUAAGUGGGAUCCCUUUGCUUAUCUUGGGAAACAAAAUUGACAAAUCAGAAGCUCUUUCGCAGCAGGCAUUGGUCGAUCAACUAGGUCUUGAUUCAACAACGGAUAGAGAAGUCUGCUGCUACAUGAUCUCGUGCAAGGAUUCUGUAAACAUCGAUGCUGUUAUCGAUUGGCUAAUUAAGCACUCAAAGACCGCGAAAUGAAGAGCGCUUCCAGGCUUCUUGAUGCCUAUAGCGGAGGAUAUAGUAAUCUGGAAAUUAGAAUGUAGUAUUUGAUGGUCUUGAAAUGAUCUGCUAAUAUAUUUUCUGGCUGAUCUUUCUUUGUUGGUUCAAUAUAGCUGAUUACAAUUCUGUGUAAUUUAAGCGUUUGAACAGUCCUUACUCAUACAUCUUUCAUUAUGAAUUGACGUUGUUUGUUGUGCUUCUAA